UAUUUAUAUUAAGUGUCACGUUGUUUUUUUUAGGUGUAUUUCUUUAGGUGUUUCAGUCAGUUAAAUGAAGCAGCUGUGGAGAUAAAUACUAAGCUCACCUAUCGGACUCACGUUACUGAGUUGCUUAACGCUUCAGCUAUCUACUGUGUAUUAUCACUCCGGUCAAUGUAAACACAUGUCAACUUCUCACAGGAAAUAAUUGGACUUUCAAGAUGGGAGAUCGGGUGAAUAACUUCCCUCCCCUGCCUAAGUUCAUGAGAAUAAAACCAUGCUUUUACCACAACAUCGAAGAGGAAAUUCCUGAACUCUACCAGCUGUUGGUGCGCAGAAUCUACACACUUUGGAUGAUGUAUUCAGGUGCGCUCUGUUUAAAUGUGAUCUCAUGUAUCGCUUGGUGGGCCGGGGGCGGAAGUGCCACAAACUUCGGCUUUUCCCUUCUCUGGCUCAUCCUCUUCAGCCCGUGCAGCUACACCUGUUGGUAUCGACCGCUCUACAAAGCCUUCAGGGCGGACAGCUCCUUCAACUUCAUGGCCUUCUUCUUCAUCUUCUUCCUCCAGUGUGUCUUGGCCCUCAUCCAGACUAUUGGCAUUCCUGGCUGGGGAACAAGCGGCUGGAUUGCGACGGUGAUGUUUUUCAGCCAAAACGUGGGCUCGGCCAUCGUGAUGCUUCUCACCGCUCUGCUCUUCACCGUGGUCACCGCUUUAAUGGCACUGGUUCUCAUCAAGGUGCACAGAAUGUACCGCGGCGGCGGCGGCAGUAUGAAGCGCGCUCAGGAAGAGUGGAGCACCGGGUUGUGGAAGAGCGCACCGGUGAGGGAGGCGGGGUUUAACGCCGUGGCUCAGACGGCCCAAGGCCCCAGCAUGCCCCAGUACCCGGCCGCGGUGCCCAGCUACCCCGACAACAGUCACUGGGGAUAGCCGGGAGUCACCUCUAGAUGGAGACAGACAGCUGGCAUAACAAAAGCACUUCAUCUCACCCUUUGACUACGUGCAUAGGUAUAUAUUUACUUCUAGAAGAUAGGAUUGCUAUAAAGAUUUUAUCAAAGAGUUUUUGUUCAUAUCUUCUAAUGAUGCCAUUCCAUUUCAACUUUUGUUUACAUCUAGUUUUAUUUAAAUGAAUGAGAGACACUUUUAUGCUCUUGCAAAUAUACAAUUGGAAUAUUAAAAAAAAGCGCGAACUGUUUCUGGAUAGCGGUAUAAGAAUGGUGUGUGCCUUAUGGACCUUUAUGAUAAUGUUUUAUGAAUUGCCAAAUCUGCAUGCUAGGAAUCGUAGUGUGCCAAAACGACAGAGUUUCCUUUUUCUUCUUCUUUCCCAACAAGAGAACAUCGGAGAACUUGCACGAUUUGCAUCUGUUGGCUUUAUGUUCUGUGCACUGUUCUGUUCAGGAGUUGAGUUUAUUUUUGAUACGCCGCGCUCGCUUGCCUUGGCUGUGGUUUCUUGAAAUGCACCUUUUUUUUAAAAAAUAUUGCGUGCAGAUUUUGUAUGUUUAAAAAAAAAAAAAAAAUCUUGCUUGACUUUCGCCUUAAAAAAAAAAGCUCUGCCUUCUUUUGUUGUUGUAAAACUGGAUCCGUGCUUCAGUGAAGCAACGAUUGGAAACAUUUCAAAAGCGUAACCCUCCCCUGUGAUUUCUCACUGAACACUGAUUGGCCAAAAAACACACACACACACACAUGCCUCUUUCCAAUAUUUUGAUAGUCACACCAAAAGUAGACAUUGUGUUCUCAGUUUGCACUGUUUGUUUUUCGUGGUCAGAAUCGUAGCUUCUGUCGUCGACGUUCGUCACUUUCACUUUCCCCACCAGCAGCAGUGUGGUUGUUGCAUGCAGCCCGUCAUUGGACUCAACGGGAUUCUCUUAUCGUCAAUGAACUGACCUCACGUAACCGAUAGCAACGGGCUAAAAAACAACCUGAUAGUGGACUGAUUUACUGUCAUUCCAGCAGACGUCGGAAAAGAUUAAACCCAUUUUUUAUGAAGGAAAGCGAACAGUUUGAAUAUUAUUUUUGCUCGACGAUACAAAGAAGUUAAAGGUGCCUGCGGCCUCGUGGUUUGAUUUUUUUUUUGUCUCUUACGAAAGUGUCCUUCAUGGCCAACUGCCAGGAUUAGUAUUUUGAAAAUGGGUAUGUUAAAGUAACGUUAUUGCACCACUUCAAUAAAGAUUUGUGUUCCCAUA
This is a messenger RNA of Cyclopterus lumpus (lumpfish), 2170 nucleotides long. RefSeq names its product secretory carrier membrane protein 4 (gene scamp4). NCBI's taxonomy places the organism in Eukaryota, Metazoa, Chordata, Actinopteri, Perciformes, Cyclopteridae. The record is from RefSeq and is a predicted model, not a curated record. Gene Ontology annotation, cellular component: recycling endosome membrane; trans-Golgi network membrane. The coding region runs from base 213 to 917 and encodes 234 amino acids. Gene Ontology annotation, biological process: protein transport. The transcript is spliced from 7 exons.